AUGUUUCUCACAUUAAUGAUGCAGAGACCUGGAGCUUUGUGUUUAACUUCAUGGAUCACAGCAGGAACUGCAGUUCUGUGUUUAACCUUCUUCCAGUCAGCAGACUCCGGGUCGGACUGUGAGCUUGGCGAGAGGUGUGUUGGACAGAGCGAUGAAAACUUUAGCAGCUGGUAUGUGUGGUUCCUGGUGUUGUUUUUCCUGGCCCUGCUCCUGUCCUGCGGGAUCUGCUGCUGCCUGCAGUGCUGGCUGAGGCGCCGGAGCCGCCUGCCCCGACGCACCGUGGCUGUCUUUGCCCUCAGCAGCUCGGAUGCCUUCUGUGCUGCUGAAGUACCUCCGUGCCCAUUCUCCGGAUCCCUGAGCUCCUGCAGGACUGCAGAGAUUUCCUCUUCUCCUGCCUCAUGCUUCAGCCUUGGGGGAACUGAAUUGCCUCCAUCUUAUGAGGAUGUUAUGAAGGAAAACAAGCUCUAG
Molecule: messenger RNA, 468 nt
Organism: Zonotrichia leucophrys gambelii
Lineage: Eukaryota; Metazoa; Chordata; Aves; Passeriformes; Passerellidae
Gene: TMEM207
Product: transmembrane protein 207
Exons: 5
Coding region: 1-468 (155 amino acids)
Source: RefSeq, a predicted model, not a curated record